This is a messenger RNA of Chaetomium strumarium, 1505 nucleotides long. RefSeq lists its product as uncharacterized. Bases 175 to 1377 code for a protein of 400 amino acids. Lineage: Eukaryota; Fungi; Ascomycota; Sordariomycetes; Sordariales; Chaetomiaceae. The transcript has 3 exons. The record is from RefSeq and is a predicted model, not a curated record.
GCUUCGUCACCACAGCCCAAACAAUCGAUGCAAUCUUUCGCGAUCCUCAUCAACCUGACAGUUACCGACGGGCAUAUCGAGCGCUCCCAUCGGCAUCACCCUCCCAUGACGCACAAUUAAUUAAGGUGGGUUAUCAUAAAAAUAACUGGCAUCAUCUCAAUACUCCUCGAGAAAAUGCCUCGCCACGUCCAGGCCGACGUGCAUUCCGCCUUCGUGGAAUUUCGAGCAGGACAGGAUGACAAGUGCAUGUCGGUGCAAUGCCUGUACUGCCAGCAGGUUAGGGCGAAGAACACCACGCGCCAGAAGCAGCACCUCCUGCAGUGCGAGAACUACCUCCAAGCCCACCCGGAGGCGGCCCUGCAAGCGUCGGCAGCAUCUGCUUCGGCCGCAGCGGACGCGGCAUCUGCGGCAGCAGGAGGACAACCUGCUGCUCCUCCAGCGCCCGGAGCAGCACCACAGGGCCCGCCUGGCGUGAGCAAUGGACCGGGCCUCCUCCCAGCCCCCGCCUACCCGCAAGAGGGUGUCUCCGCGGCAGACCAUACCGACCUGAGCUUUAUGCCAAACCCGCGUUUCAACACUUCGCCGGUGCAGGGCCGCGCGUCGAUUGGAAGUGACCUCGGGGCACCCCCGGCCAAGAAGCAGAAGACGAAGUCGUCGCUAAACGUGCCCGAGAUCCCCCUACGCGAUGUCCACGCCGCCUUCGUGGAGUUCCGCGCCAAGGAGGACGACAAGUGCAUGUCGGCCCGCUGCAUCUACUGCAACCAAGUCCGGGCUAAGAACACCUCGAGACAGAGAGAGCAUCUGAUGACGUGCCCGGGCUAUCAGAGUGUGCUGAAGGAGAAGAUCCCCGCCAACAACCUGCGCCACCAGUUCGACGAAGAGGAUGUUGCGAGCUCCCUGGCCCUGCCCGCCCCUUCUUUUGACCUCGAUUUCAGGAUGAGCAUUAGAGUCAAGCCCAAGGUGAACGUGGGACCCAGCCCCGUGGGCCGCCAAAGCUGGGUCGCGUGUAUCGGGGGCCAGUGGGCCGGCCGCUGGGGCAAGGGUGUGUUGCUGCAGGGCGGACAGGACACCCAGACGACAGUCAGGGAUACGGCCACGCGCCUCGAUGCGCGGUAUCUAAUGCAGACGAACGACGAGCAUCCCGCGCACAUCAUCUGCAAGGUCACGGGGUGGCUGACCGGCGACCGAGAUGUCAUGGAGCGGCUUUCGGACCCGGUAGCGGCGGACAAUGUCGCUGCUCACCGGUACCAGCUCCGCGUGACGAUGGAACUCGAGACCGGCGACGAGCGCUACCAGGACAUAAACACGGGCAUCUGGGUCGGCAGCGGCUGCCGCAGGGGCGCCGAGAUCGUGUACGAUGCCUAUCGGAUCAGCUGAGCGCGCCUAACCAGGCCCGCUGCUCGCUGGCAACAAGCAAUGAGCAUGUCGCCGCCGCCAUAAUCUUCGCUCGCACCACAAUCCACGCCCAGCUUAUGUAGCGACCGCCCUGCUCAUCGUCGGCGCCG